Molecule: messenger RNA, 2838 nt
Organism: Lodderomyces parapsilosis
Lineage: Eukaryota; Fungi; Ascomycota; Pichiomycetes; Serinales; Debaryomycetaceae
Exons: 1
Coding region: 1-2838 (945 amino acids)
Biological process (GO): transmembrane transport
Molecular function (GO): oligopeptide transmembrane transporter activity
Source: RefSeq, a predicted model, not a curated record
AUGAGUGAAAAGGAUCCUAAUUCCGUCUACGUCACCAGCGUAACAAGUCAUACGCACUUGGCAAACCAUGAAGUUAAUCUACAAGCAAUCACUUCAAACCCUUUAUCAAUAGGUGAAGUUGGGACAACGUUGACAAACGCUCAGAAAGAUUUCAUUUUACGCAGAUUGCACUUUGAUGCUUUAGAAUCGUUUGAUGAAUUGCCUCCGCAAGCUACUUUUAUUUUUGAAAAGAUUGAAGAAAUGUCCACAGAGGAGGCGGUUGAAAUAUUGAAAGAGGCAGUCAAGGAGCACGAUGAUGAUGUGAACAUUCUUGAUUCUGAUUUGGAAUUGUGGAAGAGGUUGAUCGAUUAUCAUGAGCCACCUGAUGGGUUGAAAGAUAAAUUGGGCCAAGUGUUUCACCAUCACUUCACGCCAGAAGAGGACGAGUCUAAGAAAGUUCAACAUGCACACCCGCAUAGUGGUUUUGCUGAGAAAUUUGGUUCCAUUGUCCACUCUGUUAAAAACAUUGGCAGUGAUGACGAAAAGAGCUCAUCACCGCGCAAACAAUCCUUCUUGAACGAUGGUGACGAGGAAAUAAAAGGUGGCGAUGAAGUUGUGGAUUGGAGCUUACAAGUAAGAUUGGAAGCUGUCAUUAUUGCUUAUUGGUCCCCUUACCCUCAAGUUAGAGCUGUCACUGACCCAUUCGAUGAUCCAACAAUACCAGUGGAGACAUUCAGAGUCUACUUGAUAUCGUUAAUCUGGGUUGGUUUAGGUGCAGUCAUCAAUCAGUUCUUUUCUGAGAGGUACCCUAGUAUUGGUCUUGGAAUGUCCGUUGUUCAAGUGUUUUUGUAUCCAAGUGGAAAGUUUUUGGAAUGGAUCUUGCCUAAAUGGAAGUUCAAGUUGUUGGGAUUGGAAAUUGACUUGAACCCAGGUCCUUAUUCAUUCAAGGAGCAAAUGUUGGCCACCAUCACGUGUGGUGUUUCAUCAGGUACUUCUUAUGUUUCUCUGAAUAUCUUGAUGCAAAAAUCUGAAAGGUUUUAUGAUAAUCAUUGGGUUGAUUGGGGGUAUCAAAUAUUAUUAACCCUAUCUACUCAAUACAUGGGAUUUUCAUUAUGUGGGUUGCUUAGAUCUUUUGCCGUUUACCCAGUGAAAGCGGUAUGGCCGCAGUUUUUGCCUACUUUGAAAUUGAAUAAAAUUUUGACAUCACCAGAGAAAAAGACAAACAUCAAUGGAUGGACGAUUUCAGGGUACAAUUUGUUCUUUAUCACAAGUGCAAUAUCAUUCUUGUACUUUUGGGUGCCUGACUACUUGUUCACAUCAAUCUCACAAUUCAAUUGGAUGACAUGGAUUAAGCCUGACAACUUCAACCUCGCUCUUGCUACUGGCUCUUAUGGUGGGCUUGGUGUCAAUCCAAUUCCCUCGUUUGAUUUCAACGUCAUCGGCACUUCGGGAUUUUACUACCCCUUCUACUCAACAAUUAUUGGCUAUGUCGGUUUAGUUGUUUCAAUGUUUGCAGUUAUUGGUGUAUACUACAGCAACACUUCCUGGACAGGAUACUUACCAAUCAAUUCAAGUUAUUUGUUUUCAAAUACAGGGGAAAGCUAUAGCGUUAGAUCAAUUGUGAGUAAAGAUAGUUUGUUUGACGACAAAAAGUACCAAGAGAUUGGUCCACCAUUUUAUUCCGCUGGAAACCUAGUUACUUAUGGGUCUUUUUUCGCCUUGUAUCCUUUCCACAUUGUCUACGAAAUGGGAACACAAUGGAGACCAAUGUACGAAGCUACAAAGUCAAUCUUGAAAGGGUUUAGAAAUCUCAAACGUUCAGUGUAUGAAGGCUUAACAGAUCCACAUUCAGUGAUGAUGAAAGCUUAUCCAGAGGUACCAGAGUGGGCUUACACUAUCAUCUUGGUCAUCUCAUUGGUGUUGGCAAUCUUGUGUGUGAAAUUAUACCCUGCUGAAACUCCUGUCUGGGGUAUUUUUUUUGCUUUGGGUAUCAACUUCGUAUUUUUAAUUCCUUUAACGACAGUUGCUUCGAGGACUGGAUUCAGUUUUGGAUUGAAUGUGUUGGUCGAGUUGAUUGUUGGUUACGCAAUCCCCGGUAAUGGUCUCGCAUUGGCUUUUAUCAAAGCGUUGGGUUACAAUAUUGACGGUCAAGCUCAGAACUUUGUAAACGAUUUGAAAAUGGGUCAUUAUGCAAAAGUGCCACCUCGCGCCAUGUUUAGAACUCAAUUGUUGUCGGUAUUUGUCACUGCUUUCAUCCAGUUGGGAAUCUUGAACUAUCAAAUCACUGGCAUCAAAGAUUACUGUGACCCUGAAAAUUCACAAAAGUUCUUCUGUUACGGAACAACUACAUUUUAUAAUGCUUCAGUGUUGUGGGGUGUCAUUGGUCCAAAGAGAGUGUUUGGGGGAUUAUACCCUGUUUUGAAAUAUUGUUUCCUUAUUGGGUUCCUUGCUGGUUUGGUUUGUGUAGCCAUAAAGAGAUUAGCUCCAAGAAGAUACACCAAAUACUUUGAACCUGCUGUUUUCUUGGGUGGUUUUAUUGGCUGGGCUCCGGGAAACUUGUCUUACAGUACAGGUGGAGUGUAUUUGGGCUAUGCAAUGAUGCAUUACGUAAAGCACAAGUAUGAAGCUUGGUGGCAAAAGUAUAGUUAUCUACUUGGUACUGGUAUUGACGCUGGUAUUGCCUUCUCCUCCAUCAUUAUUUACUUUGCUGUGCAAUAUCAUGAAAAAGAUCUUGAUUGGUGGGGGAACAAUGUUGCAUAUUCUGGUUUGGAUUAUCAAAUGAGAGUGUCAGGGUCUAGGUUGGAUGUUGCUGAUGCGCCUGAUGGCUAUUUUGGCCCAAGAAAGGGUCACUUCCCUUAA